AUGUCACAAGCGUUAGAGAAGGGGUUGUAUAAGGGGUUUUUAUGUGGUAAAGAUAAGGUGGAAAUUAGCUUGCUACAAUAUGUCGAUGACACAAUCUUCUUCGGAGAGGCAUCAAUGGAAAAUAUCAGGGCUAUCAAAGCAAUGAUGAGGAUUUUUGAACUUGUAUUGGGCCUCAAAAUCAACUUCGCUAAAAGCGGGUUGGGAGCUUUUGGGGUGUCGGACGAGUGGAGAAAUGUUGCAGCUGGUUACCUCAAUUGUAGGUUGUUUUCGUUCCCUUUCACGUACCUUGGUGUUCCUAUUGGAACAAAUCCGAGAUAUUGCCACAUGUGGGACCCUAUAAUAACUAAGUGUGAGCGAAAGUUAGCAAAAUGGAAGCAAAGACACUUGUUAUUUGGGGGGAGAGUGACUCUCAUAAAGUCAGUGCUAACGUCCAUUCCGAUUUAUUUUUUCUCUUUUUUCAAGGUCCCUAAAAAGGUGCAGGACAAGCUAGUGAGGAUUCAGAGAAGAUUUUUAUGGGGUGGUGACCAAGAUCAAGUCAAAAUAACUUGGGUUAAGUGGGAUACUGUAUGCUUGCCUAAGGAAGUUGGGGGGCUCGGAAUAAAAGACAUUAACUUUUUUAACCUCUCGCUGCUGGGUAAGUGGAAAUGGAGUUUAUUUCAUAGCCAGGGGGAGCUGUGGACUAGAGUAUUGGAGUCAAAAUAUGAAGGUUGGAGGGGUUUAGAUGAGGUAACUAGAGGGAAGGGUUAA
Glycine soja is the source of this 747-nucleotide messenger RNA. RefSeq lists its product as uncharacterized. The transcript has a single exon. Bases 1 to 747 code for a protein of 248 amino acids. Lineage: Eukaryota; Viridiplantae; Streptophyta; Magnoliopsida; Fabales; Fabaceae. The record is from RefSeq and is a predicted model, not a curated record.